Hirsutella rhossiliensis is the source of this 1971-nucleotide messenger RNA. Its product is annotated as GMC oxidoreductase domain-containing protein. Gene Ontology annotation, molecular function: oxidoreductase activity, acting on CH-OH group of donors; flavin adenine dinucleotide binding. Lineage: Eukaryota; Fungi; Ascomycota; Sordariomycetes; Hypocreales; Ophiocordycipitaceae. The transcript is spliced from 3 exons. The record is from RefSeq and is a predicted model, not a curated record. Bases 1 to 1971 code for a protein of 656 amino acids.
AUGUUGUUAUCAGCAGUCUUACUUUCAGUCCUCUGGCUCGGCGGUCCGACUCGAGCUGGCUUCAUUGCCGAAAUCGACCCGGAGGUUGAGUAUGACUAUGUCAUUGUCGGCUCCGGCGCCGGAGGCUCCCCCCUGGCGGCGCGGCUGGCCAAGUACGGGCACCGGGUGCUUCUCAUCGACGCCGGCGACGACCAGACCAGCUCGUACGAGUACCGGUUGCCGGCGCUGAGCCUGGGAGCGUCUGAAUUCCCGGCCAUGUCGUGGAACUUCUUUGUCAACCACUACCCGGACCUGAACCGGCAGCGCAAGGACACCAAGAUGACGUGGACGCUGCCGUCGGGCCAGGAGUUUAUCGGGGCCAACCCGCCGCCCGGCGCGAAGCCAAAGGGCAUACUGUAUCCGCGGGCCGGGACGCUCGGCGGCUGCACGGCGCACAAUGCCAUGAUCACGGCAUACCCGGACGAGGAGGACUGGAACCACAUUGCCAAGAUCAUGGGCGACAAAAGCUGGGCGGCCGGCCGCAUGCGGGACAUGUUCAAGCGCUUGGAGCGAUGCCGCUACUUUCCAGCGUCGCCCAUCGGCCACGGCUUUAACGGCUGGCUGACGACGAGCGUCACCAGUCUCGUCUUCACGCUCAAGGACGUCAAGCUCGGCGCCAUGGUGCUGGCCGCCGCCUCGGCCGUCGGCCAGGGCAUCGACAAGUACUUGCUCGACGCAAAAGGCUUUGCGCAGGUCUUCUUCCGCGACCUCAACUCGGGGUUCGGGAAUCGCGACCGCCGCGAGGGCUUGUUCCAGCUGCCCGGGGCCAUCAAGGACGGCGAGCGCUCCGGGCCCGUCGACUUCAUCAACCAGGUCCUGAGCGAAUGGACGCCGAGCGGCAGGGAGCGCUAUCACCUCGACAUCCUCCUCAGCACGCUCGUCACCCGCAUCAAGUUCGAGACAGGGACCAGCGGCAGGCCCAGGGCCGUGGGCGUCGAGUACAACUCGGAGCUGCCGCCGCCGCGCCUCAUCCGGGCCAAGCGCGAGGUCAUCGUCGCCGGCGGCGCCUUCAACUCGCCGCAGCUCCUCAAGCUAAGCGGCAUCGGCCCCAAGAAGGAGCUGCAGCGCUUCGGCAUCCCCGUCCUCGUCGACCUGCCGGGCGUCGGCACCAACCUGCAGGACCGCUACGAGAACACCGUCGUCACCAGCAGCCCCCAGAACUUCACCCUGACGGAGAAGUGCACCUUUUUGCAGACAAAGAACGACCCGUGCCUCAAGAGCUGGCUGACCGAAAAGUCCAUUGCCAACCGCGGCGCCUACACCAGCAGCGGCCUGGCCCUUGCCAUCCUCAAGAAGUCGUCGGUGGCCGAGAACGAGAUCCCCGACCUCUUCAUUGCCGGCUCCCUCUCCUACUUCACCGGCUACUUCCCCGGCUACGCCGCCGUCGCCGGCGCCGACGCCCGGCACUGGACCUGGGUCAUCCUCAAAGCCCACACCCGGAAUCGCGCCGGCACCGUCGAGCUGCGCUCCGCCGACCCGCGCGACACGCCCAUCAUCAACUUUAACUACUUCGAGGCCGGCACCAACGACAAGGGCCAGGCCGAAAAGGACGCUCGCGCCCUAGCCGAGGGCGUCGAGUACGCCCGCAAGGCCACCGAGAACAUCAACCACGCGCCCACGGGCACCGAGUUCAAGGAAGACUGGCCCGGCAAGCGUGUCAGUUCCAAGGAAGAAAUGAAGAAAUGGGUUCGCGACGAGGCCUGGGGCCAUCACGCCUCCUGCACCUGUCCCAUUGGCGCCGACGACGACCCCAUGGCCGUCCUCGACUCCCGGUUCCGCGUCCGCGGCGUCGACGGCCUGCGCGUCGUCGAUGCUAGCGUCUUCCCCAAGAUUCCCGGCUACUUCAUCGUCUUGCCCGUCUACAUGAUCAGCGAAAAGGCUGCCGACGUCAUACACGCCGACGCCCGCAACGGGGGAGGCAAGUCUCAUUAG